CUUUAAUGUUUACGGUAUGUACCUGUGUGAUGGAUUAUGAUGUUAGUUACCGCUGGUUAGCUGUACAAAGAGCUGGCGAAGCCUCUGAGAUGUCACUUUAAAAGCACCGCUGCUCACUGUGUCCAGUUGACUGGAUCAUGAUGCUGUGAUGUGAAGUAACAGAUGAGCUAGGCUAGCCCAAAAUGCUAGCUAACAUUAGCAUUUUUGCUCGUGAGAUUGAGGGCUUUUUGCCUACUUGGCGAUAAAUCUACAAUCGAACAUUGGACCAGUGUGGAGCCAAAGCUCGGGGAGUGGAUGAGGACAGCCGGUUCAUCAGCAGGCCCUGAGCUGGCUGAUCUCAGAGCAGAGACAACACCUCUAUUAGGGUGAAUUUGAAGAUAGCUGUGCCCUGAAGGCAUUUCCAUUUCUAAGAUGUCAUGCAAACGAGCAGACGGGAUGUCCAUAGCUCAGGCGUUGGCCAUGACUGUGGCAGAGAUACCGGUGUUUCUCUAUUCCACAUUUGGGCAGUCCAUAUUUUCUCAGCUAAAGCUCACCCCAAGCUUGAAGAAGGUGCUGUUUGCCACGGCGCUGGGCAGUGUCGCAUUGGCUCUCACUGCUCAUCAGCUGAAAAGGCGGGGGAGAAAAAGGAAGCAGGUAACACAAGGGAAGGAUGGCCAGAAGACAGUGGGAAUACCUGAGGCGCUGAUGAAGACAGGAAGACCCUCGUCAUUAAAGAGAGGCCAAUUUACUGGCCGACAGAUGAUGAGUCCCAGCAAUCGCAGCAAUGACACCAUGAGUGGAAUUUCUUCCCUGGGCCCAAGCAAACACUCAAGCUCCUCACACAGCCUGGCAUCUAUGCGAGUCCCAAGCUCUCCAAAUCAGUCUGCCAAUCCGUCCACCCCCUGGGAAGCGGAGCCCGUGGUGGAAGAGUCGGGAGCUAUGGAGGAUGCAAAUGCAGAGAAUCUCUAUAUAAUGGGGAUGGAGCUGUUUGAGGAAGCUCUACGAAAGUGGGAGCAGGCCCUGAAUAUCCGCCAUCAGCCCAGCUCGUCCUCCAGCAACCACAGCCUCGCCCUGCAGGGGGCCGCAUGUGCUGAGCUUCCUAUGGUUGAAUCCCAUAAUAACGUGUUUGCUGAGAAGUUGGAGACCCUUCUGCACAGGGCCUACCACCUGCAGGAGGAUUUUGGCAGCAGUAUCCCGACAGACAGCGUGCUAGCAGAUUUCGUCAGAGUUUGUGGUGUUCCUUUGGCAGAGAGUGAAGGAACUCUUAUCUUGCCUCAAGUGGAGAAUUUCCACAGACUGCACGAUGACGAUGCCACAACUGUUACCUCCGACGACUCCUUCUUCUCGGCUGCAGAGCUGUUUGAUGCCAUGUCUCUGGAAGGCGUGUACCAGCCCCUGAGGCCUGCAGCUCUCUAUGAAGAAGCCUUGUGUCUGGUGCGGGAGGGCAAAGUGCCCUAUAGGUCCCUGAGGACUGAAUUACUUGAAUGUUUUGGGGACCAAGACUUCCUUGCCAAGCUCCAAUGUGUGCGACAAGCAUUCCAGUUCCUGUUGCUAGAUGAAACUCACCGCACAUUUUUCAUGGAGACCGGGAAGCAAAUGAUUGCAGGGUUAAUGGUGAAGGCAAACAAGAGUCCCAAAGGCUUCCUGGAGAGCUACGAGGACAUGCUGCUCUACACAAAGAGAGAGGAAACAUGGCCCGUCACCAAGAUGGAGCUGGAGGGUCGGGGGGUGGUGUGUAUGAACUUCUUUGACAUCGUGCUGGACUUCAUCCUGAUGGAUGCAUUUGAAGACCUGGAGAGCCCCCCCUCCUCUGUGGUGGCUGUGUUGAGGAACCGCUGGCUCUCUAACAGCUUUAAAGAAACGGCCCUAGCAACUGCUUGCUGGUCUGUGCUAAAAGCAAAAAGGCGUCUUCUAAUGGUUCCUGAUGGUUUUAUCUCCCACUUCUAUGCCAUAUCAGAACACGUGAGCCCAGUUUUGGCUUUUGGCUUUUUGGGACCGAGGCAACACCUAAGUGAAGUGUGCACUAUUUUCAAGCAACAAAUCGUGCAGUACCUGAAGGACAUGUUUGAUCAUGACAAGGUGCGCUUCACCUCCACUCAGUGUCUGGCCGAGGACCUCCUGAACCUUUCCCACCGCCGGAGUGAGAUUUUACUGGGGUAUCUGGGGAUAAACAGCCUUGUGGAGCUCAAUGGGGUCCUGCCCAGUGACACGGAGGAGUCUUCAGGGCCCAACUGUGAGAACUGAGUGCUUCACUGGGUUCAUACGGGCUAAUAGGUAAUGGAGCUCAUUCUGUAAUCAACACUAGAUUCAAUCAUUCAUUCAUCUGUGUUCAUCCAACACACCUUAAUGUGAGAGGAUUGCUCUCACAUUGACAGAUCAAUGGUACUAAUGAGGGAGACCGGUUGGAUAAUAUGAUUCAGUCUUUCCCUCCUUAUCAGCUGCUGUGUUUCAAGGCGUUUCGUCCUCACGUAAUGUCAGAGGACUUGUCUCUGCCUUGUUUGGGGACAUGAAUAUUUCCUGAAAACACCAGAAUGAAGCGCUCCCAACACAUGAAGACCAGGAGCUUCUGCUAAAUCAAUCCAUAUGGGUCGAGUCUCGCAUUACGACCUUCCAUUCAUCGGACUUGUGGGAUAUCAUUGUCGUCUUUCUUUGUGAAAAGAAAUGGCGUGAGAGUCUGUCCACAAAUGUGCGUUUGUGUGUGUUUUAUAUUCAAGGGGGAAGGAUGGUUGCAAAAAAGCGUGAUAAAUCCUGACAGGCUCGGCCAGCUGACUACGUUUACAUGCACAAAAUAUUCCCUUUUUUGUCCUUAUUUCGGAAAAAGUCAAUAUUCCUGGAGUGCUGUUGCAAAGCUAAUUUACAUGCAGCUGUCAGUUUAGGAUUGUUACAAAGUUUUCAAUUGAUGGCAGACUUGUUGGCAGACACCAUUCAAAACACAGCCUCCCUCUUUCAAUCCUUCAACCACCUUCCUGAAAAGAUGGGCGUUUUGAUUAUUUGCGCAUAUUCAGUAAAACCAGUUGCUAUUUAAAGCUUUCAUCAUGUUUAAAAGUAGGUGAGUUUAUUUUUCCCACCAGAAAUGUUGGUUUUGAACCUGAAUAUCGACAUUUCCCAUGUCUUUGUGGGGGAAAAGCUAAAUUCAAAUUAAGACCUAUUGUAUUUACAUGAACCUUAUCCAAUUUGCGAUAUUAUUGUGUAUGUAAUCGUUGUCACUGAUUGUCCUUGAAUCCCUCUUUAAAAAUACGUAUUUAUUCCAAUUUGGUUUCAUCUAGCAGGCUAAGAUGUCACAUAUCCCAGAGACUGUGCAACAUGUAAAAGGACGUCAUGUCAAAAUGGUAACUUAAGUUGAAUCAUCCCAAAGUGUUAUUUUGACCCCAGAUCAAAGCUGUCUUCUAAUGCAAAGGACACAUAGCAGUGAUUCAGCUGUGAAACAAAAGGUUUUGUAAAGUGUUACCCUCCGAUUUUACCUGGCAACAGAUGACAUGAAUAUUUUUUCAUUUUUAGUGCCACAGAGGCAUUCAAAUAAACGUCUAAUAACACAAUAGCAGUUGUGACAGGAUAUCUUUAUUGCCAGAAAGAAAAUUCCUCAAACACAUCCGUGACCCUAGAAACUGAGUGAAAUUCUAGCUUGAAAUCAAAAUGAGGACUUUGUGAUGAACACGCUUGAAGAUUUAUUUUCUUAAAAUGUUAUAAUUGAAGUAUUUUUUAAUUGGUUGAACCACUUAAAUUGAUUUAAAAUAUGUGGGCCUGAAAUGUAGUUCCCUUUUUAAAAAGGUAUAUCAAGAACUAAAUCAAUGUUUUGAUUGUAAAAUGUGUAACAAUAGUUAUUCAUGCAUAAGGUUUUUCUUUAAGAUCGCUGGAUGUGAAAACGUUCAGGGGAAGCAGAUUAUAAACCAGUUUUACUAAGACUUAUUUUUCACUGCAAAUAUUUGGACUUGUCAUUGAAAGAAAAGCACUUGUGUAACUUAAAACAGUAACUAUAAGUUAAACCAGCCUUUAUUCAUUAACAUUGCAAAGAGGUUAUGUUUUUGAAUCCGCUUCAUUGACAGCAGGAUUACAACAACUGUUGGUCCAAUUGUUUUAAGUAACUUGGUUGGUGGUUAUCCCCUUUAUAUUUGUAUUAUUUACAUUAGUGCCUUUCCUUCUGUGACAUGUCAAAUUGUCCUCCAUGAUUACACCUUUAGAGACUUUGAAAAUACCCACAAAUCCCCCUUUUAUAAUUGAUUAAGAGCACUUGGGCAUUCUCCAUUACUAUACACAAUCUAAAAUGGACACACUAAAUGAAACCGUGCCAUGUACUAGUGCUAGUGAGGAUAUUGUUGUUUGUUGUACAGUCCGACUGUAACCUAUAAGUGCACUGAUAUUAACCCUGACUGUUUUCUGUGAACAGAGACACUGAAGGGGCCAUAAGAUGCCAACAUGGAUCAUUACACUACUGUAAAAGCAAAUAUGUGAUAUGCAGCACACUGUAGAUUGUUUGUUUAAACGGUCAAAUACUAAAUGAUCUCAAUGGAAUGUGAUUCAAAAGGUUAUUUAUUGUUAUCUGCAGUAGAAGCAGUAUGUAUGCUUAUGGUUGCCUGUGUGAAUGAUAAAAGGGAAGACUUCCCUGCCUGAAAAGAUAUUAGUUUCACAGAUCUAUCAUUGGUUUAUCAUACAAAUCAGCAAGUCUUUAUUCAAAAUCAUAUACAUGUGUGUUUCGUGGUCUUGAUCAUCCAAAUCCUGCUCUUGUUGCAACACGUCUUUGAAAUUCAGAUGUGCAGCUUUGUGUUUUGAAGCAUUUUGCACUUUAUCAGAAAAGCAGAAAGAUGCAGGAAUGUCCAACAACCCUUUUUUCUAAUAAUCCCUUUGAGAGUUUAACUGUACAAAUUGCAUUAUUUAUUGCAUCAUAGAACUGACAUAUUAUUGAGCAUAAAUGCUGUAUAUUAGAGAAAAGAUCUUUCCCAUACAAUUUUACAAUGGAAAUGAUUUAUUGUGCUUACUUUCCAAAGUGUUAGUUUUAGUCUCCAUCUUUAAAAUAACCUUUGUUAUUUUGAUUUUGACGGCGUGUCAUCCAAUCCAUUCUCUCAGGCUUUAGUCCUGGUAAUGUACUAUCACAUAUGGAACAUGCCAAUGCAGUUGCAGAAAGGAAAUGCUAAUAUUAGUCUUGUGUUCACGUUAUGGUCUGCAGAAAUGAAUACCCUGCAUGUUAACAGUGUAGAUUCUUUCAAAUGCAUCAAUCAUUGUAUCCCUGCAAGAUUUAGAGCCAGGCUAUUGUUUUACAAGCUCAUUUAUAACCGUCUAAUUGAACGUGAAAGAUUCAGGCAUAGACUCUCCUACUUAGUGUGUAUUCAUGAUUAUAGAGUUGAAUGAGGAUUUCAGAUGGCCAACAUGUGGAAAGAAUAUUUUUGUUCUCUUUCAAAAUUCACUGCUGUAUAUCAUAAGUGUCCUAUUCAUGCCUUUUGUCUUUUCUAUUGUUAAAUUACAAUGCCAGCACACUGUAAAUUGAUUUUGAUUCUCCAUGUUAAAUGUUAUUUUGUUAUUAAACAAUAUGUUUUUGAUGCCUUUUCCCACCUGA
Messenger RNA from Gymnodraco acuticeps, 5527 nucleotides. It is a transcript of the gene miga2, whose product is annotated as mitoguardin 2. Lineage: Eukaryota; Metazoa; Chordata; Actinopteri; Perciformes; Bathydraconidae. The record is from RefSeq and is a predicted model, not a curated record. Gene Ontology annotation, biological process: mitochondrial fusion. The coding region runs from base 412 to 2223 and encodes 603 amino acids. The transcript is spliced from 16 exons.